This is a messenger RNA of Fusarium redolens, 1636 nucleotides long. RefSeq lists its product as uncharacterized. Bases 124 to 1425 code for a protein of 433 amino acids. The transcript has 2 exons. The record is from RefSeq and is a predicted model, not a curated record. NCBI's taxonomy places the organism in Eukaryota, Fungi, Ascomycota, Sordariomycetes, Hypocreales, Nectriaceae.
GGCUGUUACGAGUGCUGCAAGAGGCGUCUUAGGUGUGACAAGACAGAACCGCAAUGUCUCAAGUGUCAGAAAAAGGGCAUCUCUUGCUCUGGGCAGGGUUUGAGAUGUAGGUACAGUAGCCACAUGGCUGCCAACUCCACACCUGGUGAUGGGAAGCCUUUGACUUUGACGUUUAUUUCAACAUCGACGCCUUCGGAACCUAGUCCAACUCAGCCUGGCAAGAGUUUCAGAUGGGUUGAUUCUGCGCAGAGGGUGAGAAAGGAGAGGGUGAGGAAGACGAAGGGACGGUCUGCUUCUGAUAGUCCUACUUCGUCAAAUCCUCCUGACUCUGCGUCUUCUGAUGAUGCUACGUCGCCGUCGUCGGAUGACUCGGCUUCUGAAUUUGGUGCUGUUGUGCCAUAUCGAUAUGGAGUUACGAUACAUCCAGCACUGAAUGAGGCUUCAAACGCCCAAACAAGGAGGUUGUUCAGUCAUUGUAAGUUCCAACCUCCUUUUGUGACCUCCAUUCUGACGUAUCUAGUCUCUGAGAUCAUCGCUGGACACAUGGUUGUACUAGACUCAUUCUCCUUCAGCAACGGAUACAGAGACGUUAUUCUACCGCUUGCUCACCAAGAUGAGAAUCUUGCACAAGCUGUAUCAGUCGUAUCGGCGUUUCAUCUAGGACAAAGGGAUCCGAAGUUACAACGCAUCGCUGAAGCAGGCCAUCAAGCUAUUGUCCAGAAGCUACGGCGGGACUCACUUCAACUUAGCCCCGAACAACUUUUCAACCCAUAUAUCCUUGCAACGAUUUUGGUACUUCUUGUUGGUGAAACAAUCACGGGUGCCGACAACUACACAUACCUUCUCGAGAUGCUCAACUGCCUCACACAAUAUCCAGACUGGAUAUCAAAGCUACCACCGAGCCUGAAGGAGUUUUUUCUUCAGCAGAUCAAGAUGUUCCAACUCUUUGGCGUCCCCCUAGCCAACGAAUCCAAAGGCCUCAAAGUCCUGACCGGCCCAGAAGCAUACCUCGACUUCAUGUCCUACCCGGAGCUCCCCCCACAAUCCGAACACUUCACCAACAUCGAGACCAUCCGCUCCGCCAUCUUCGACGCUUGCAGCAUCUACCGGCGACGCGCCGAGUCCUCCCUCAGCGACGACGAAUCUAUCCAUCUCGUCGAGCAACUCCGUCUAAAAGUCCUCGACCUUGAUUGUUCCACCAAAGGAGCGCACGCUCUUGUCUGGACGUACUUUAUAGCUGCUGCUGAGAGUAUUCUUCCGGAGCAUAGGGAGUUCUUUGCGGGGAGGUUGGCGGAUUUGUAUAGUGUUACGAAUUUUGGAAGUAUUCCUGUGGCGGUUAAGGCGUUGGGGACGAUUUGGAGUAUGCGGGGUACGAGGAGGUGGACGGAGAUCGUUAGUAGUGAGACGCCGAUCCUUAUUAUGUAAAUUUGUAGGAAUAGUAAGACGGAUGAUAAAAGGUUAUGGUUUAGGCGUUGGUGGACGAUAGAUGGGAAAUUGAUUUGUUCUACUGUCUCAAGGUUCAACUUAGUCGUUAUCAGCAUAUCGACACGGUCAGGCUACAUAUUGUGCGGAGAGUGAAUACAUCAUCUUAUUAGAUUAAUCUGCGGGUACUAGCGUAACCCCUGACUUAAACCAG